This is a messenger RNA of Nymphaea colorata (pocket water lily), 4419 nucleotides long. RefSeq lists its product as uncharacterized. The record is from RefSeq and is a predicted model, not a curated record. The transcript has 5 exons. Gene Ontology annotation, biological process: DNA integration; proteolysis. NCBI's taxonomy places the organism in Eukaryota, Viridiplantae, Streptophyta, Magnoliopsida, Nymphaeales, Nymphaeaceae. Gene Ontology annotation, molecular function: aspartic-type endopeptidase activity; nucleic acid binding. Bases 1 to 4419 code for a protein of 1472 amino acids.
AUGGUUAAGAAGAAGCAAGUCGUGCCCGAGGCACCAGAUGUUGAGGCGGAGACCUCAGCCAAUGAGGAACAGCCAUCUACUGAGAUGGAGGUAUACGCGGUGGAAAGAAUGGUUCACAUCGAAAAUGAGGUUUUGAAAAUCCGCCACGAGAUGAGCGACUACAAGAAACAACUUUCUAAGCUCAACGAGUUAGAUGAGAUCAAGGAGAUGAUGAGAGUCAUGACGGCCAAUCAAGAGGCCCUUAGGAGAAACAACCCGGAUCCCCCACAGCCCCACGUUGAUAAGGGCAAGGGCAUACUCAAUGGACCGCCCAACGUCGGUCCUAAUCCCUUCCAUUCGCAAGCCGGCCCUAGUAGACCACCACCCGGGGGGAAUAACAGCAAUAAUGGAGGUUUCCAAGCACAGCCCACCAACCUCAACAACUAUCACGGUGGGCAUCAUAACUCCUCGCCUGAGUGGGAGAACCGAGAGCCUUAUGGACCCCAAUCCAGCCAGUAUAGGUCCAGAUUUGGAGGCACACAGUGGGAGAAUAUUAAUUCAGAUCGUAGAUGGGGUGAUAGAGGAGACCGUGAACCACCUUCUUGGGAGCCGUAUAGAGAGCGUCAGGCAGCGCCAAGAAACCAACCGAGGAUUCCUAUGAUGAUUCCUGAUGAAGAAUGGCUUCAAACGUCCAUUCUACACUUCGAUGGCGAAGCUAGGAGAUGGUAUCGUUGGCUCAAGCUCAAGGAGCCAGUCAAUACGUGGGGAGAGUUCAAAGAAGCUCUCAUGCUCAGAUUUGGUGAGUCUUCCUAUGUAGAUUACGACAUCGAGUUGCGUAAUCUAAGACAAACCGCAUCCGUUCAAGAAUACCAAGCCAAGUUUGAGAAUUUAGCAAGCAUGGUUGAUUGGACGCCCAAGUCCCUCAUUGCCGCAUUUGUUGGAGGAUUGAAGGAGGAAAUUCAGAUAGACAUACGGGCUGAGCCCAAUACGGAGUUGCGGAAGUGCUUUGCCAAAGCACGUUCCAUCGAGGAUAGCCCUCCGCGUAAAGAAGAACCUAAACCCGCUUUCAAGGGUCGAGCACCUCCUGUACUAACUCGGGAAGAAAGAGAAGAGUUAAUCAAGAACAAGCAGUGUUUCUGGUGUAAAGAGAAGUGGGACCCUACGCACAAGUGCAAGCACAUUCGAGUCUACACGGUUUUGGAUGAUGACGCCGACGAUGAAGGGGAAGAAGAUCAAUCCCCUAUGAUCGAAGAAAUAGAGGAAUUGGAGGCCCGAGAAGAGCCUCAAGAGCAGGAAAGGCCACCCCCUGAGGGCGCUUGUCAUACCAUGACAGACCCUAACCGACCAGAUGCUAUGAGAGUUAUAGGGCAAAUUGGAAAGAGAAAUGUUCUUGUUCUUUUGGAUUCGGGGGCUACUCACAAUUUCGUGGGUGACCACCUCGCUCAGGAAUUGAAUUGUACCAUCGAAGAGCACCCAACUCUUAAAGUACUGGUGGCCAAUGGUGAGUGCCUCCCUUGCACUCGCAAGUGUGCAAACGUAGAACUCGUGCUUCAGAAGAUCCCUUAUACAGUCGACUUGCUAGUUGUCCCUCUACCUAGCGUAGAUAUCAUUCUUGGAGUCAAAUGGCUCAAGACCUUAGGGCGAAUUUGGUGGGACUUCUCUACCAUGGAGAUGUGCCUGCCUAAGGAGGGUGGAGGAGAGGAAGUAGUGCUAAGAGCAGUCGAUCCUAGUUUGGCACCCAAGGCAGCGCUAAAGGCUAUAGCAGUCCAGAGACCAGCGGCUUGGUUAGUUUCAGUGGCAGAGGAAGUUGUCGCUCAAGAGGGAUCAGAAGAGAAAGUACCCGAGCAGAUUCAGAAAGUGUUGGAGGAGUUCAAGGAUAUAUUCGAGGAACCUAAAGGACUUCCUCCACCUCGAUCAUAUGACCACAGGAUAGUAUUGACCAACGGCACAGAGCCGGUUAACGUGCGCCCAUACCGCUAUGGGUACGCUCAAAAAUCAGAAAUUGAGCGAUUGGUCAAAGAAAUGCGAGAAAGUAAUAUUAUUCGGCCAAGUUCUAGUCCCUUUUCAUCGCCAGUCCUUCUCGUCAAGAAAAAGGACAACACAUGGAGAUUCUGUGUGGAUUACAGGGCCUUGAACGAAGCUACUGUCAAGGAUAGGCAUCCAAUUCCUGUUAUUGAUGAACUCUUGGAUGAACUAUCUGGAGCUCGCAUCUUCUCCAAGUUGGAUCUCCGGUCAGGGUACCACCAAAUUCGAAUGUAUGAGGAAGACAUUACAAAGACGGCAUUUCGUACCCAUGACGGCCAUUAUGAGUUUUUGGUCAUGCCAUUUGGACUUACGAACGCACCCGCGACAUUCCAACGAUGUAUGAAUGACGUGUUUCGUCAGUUCCUGCGUGACUUCGUGUUAGUCUUCUUCGAUGACAUUCUUGUGUACAGCCAGAGUAUUGAACAGCAUGUCGAGCACCUUCGUACAGUGUUGAGAAUAUUAAGGGAUAAUACCCUAUUCGCAAAAAUGUCCAAAUGCAGCUUUGGGCAGACUUCUAUCGGGUAUUUGGGUCACAUCGUAUCACAUGAGGGGGUCAGAGCCGACCCUGAAAAACUCCAGGCCAUGGAGCAUUGGCCCUUGCCGAAGGACCCACGAGGCAUGCGGGGAUUUUUAGGCCUCACGGGGUACUAUCGCAGAUUUAUCAAAGGCUAUGGUUUGAUCGCUUCUCCCUUGACGCACAUGUUGAAAAAGGGGGAGUUUACAUGGACUGAGAAAGCAAGAGAGGCCUUUGUCAAACUCAAGGCCGCUAUGAUGAGUGCCCCAGUACUUGCUCUCCCUGAUUUCUCUAAGGAUUUCGUAAUUGAGACAGAUGCUAGUGACGUUGGCGUCGGUGCAGUUCUGAGCCAAGAGGGCCACCCAAUUGCGUUUAUGUCGAAAGCCCUCACGGUGCGGGCCAAACCCUUUUCCACCUAUGAAAAGGAGCUUUUGGCAAUAGUCUUAGCAGUAGACAAGUGGAGGCCCUAUCUGAUUGGGCGAAGAUUUGUGGUGAGAACGGACCACAGCAGUUUGAGACUAACUCAGGAGCAAGAUCAGGAACUAACUCUUAGGCUCCUCAAGCAGUCCAUACGCCAGAAUCCUGAGUCUAUUCCCCACUAUUCGUUAAGAGGAGAAAUACUCUGCAAGAAGAGACGAGCCUUGGUACCUAAGAACUCGCCUCUCAAGGUUGAACUACUCAAACAUUUUCAUGACUCGAGCAUUGCUGGUCACGAAGGAGUGGCUAAAACUAUGGGGCGCAUUAAGGCACAGUUUUGGUGGGAGGGAAUGAAAGCAGACGUGAGGGAUUACGUGAAAGCCUGCCCUACCUGCCAACGUGAAAAAUAUGAGGCCAUCAAGCCUCCAGGGCACUUGAACCCUUUGCCCAUACCGGAUAAGCCAUGGGAAGAUGUAUCAAUGGACUUCAUUGAUGCAAUGCCCCGAGCUGAAGGGAAAGAGGCGGUGUUGGUCGUGGUGGAUCGCUUAACCAAGUACAGCCAUUUUGUGGCCCUACCCAGAAACUACCAUGGACCAAUGGUUGCUAAUGUUUACCAAGAUCACGUUGGAAAGCUGCAUGGUAUGCCCAAGACCAUUGUCUGCGAUCGGGACUCGAUCUUCGUCAGUGCUUUUUGGAGGGAGUAUAUGAGAAUGGCGGGUACAGUGAUCAACUUUAGCACCGCCCAUCAUCCUCAAACAGAUGGGCAGAGCGAAGUAGUCAACAGGACACUGGAGACCUAUCUGAGGUGUUACGCCGGAGAGAGACCCAACACCUGGGUCAAAUAUUUAUCUUGGGCUGAGUGGUCCUAUAACACCAGCCUCCAUUCAGGAACCGGCAUGACUCCCUAUGAAGCCCUGUAUGGUUGCCCGCCGAGUUAUGUCCCGAGGUAUGAGGUAGACACCGCAAGAGAAGAUGAGGUCGAUGUUGCCUUGAGAAACAGGGAUGACAUUCUAGCCACGCUAAAAAGAAACAUCCAGAGGGCCCAGGCUAGAAUGAAAAAGGCGCAUGAUAAGGGGCGUAGAGACAGAGAAUUUGAGGUAGGCGACAUGGUAUGGUUAAAGAGGCUGCCCAUGAAGCAGAAAUCGUUGCUAGGACAGCCCUAUUCGAAGCUUCUGCCAAGAUACUAUGGGCCGUUUCGAGUUCUUCAGAAAAUUGGUAAGGCAGCCUAUCGCAUAGCUUUGCCACCUACAGCCCUUGUCCAUCCAGUAUUCCAUGUCUCUCGGUUGAAGCCGCAUCACGGGCCAGUACCAGAGCAAGAGGAACCAUUACCAGAUGUUAGCCAACGCCCAUAUCGAAUCCUAAGGCACCGAUGGGUCACUAGAGAUGGUAGAGCCCGCCACGAGGGACGUGCAACGGCGUUAAGAGAGUUUAGGGGAGAGUUCGGCCAAGGGGAGUUCUUGCUGGAAUCACAGCCAGCAAGCUAG